Penicillium mononematosum is the source of this 2202-nucleotide messenger RNA. Its product is annotated as sodium:solute symporter family protein. Gene Ontology annotation, cellular component: plasma membrane. NCBI's taxonomy places the organism in Eukaryota, Fungi, Ascomycota, Eurotiomycetes, Eurotiales, Aspergillaceae. Gene Ontology annotation, molecular function: urea transmembrane transporter activity. Gene Ontology annotation, biological process: urea transmembrane transport. Bases 1 to 2202 code for a protein of 733 amino acids. The record is from RefSeq and is a predicted model, not a curated record. The transcript has 3 exons.
AUGUCUAACACGAUAGAUACGUCCAAGUUGGCUUUGAUCCCCCAAGGGGCGGCCUAUGGCCUUCUCAUUGGCCUCAGCGUGUUGUUCUGUGGUGUCAUUUUGGUUGCCGUCAAGGUGCAGAAAGCAUAUCUUGCUGAAGAUUCUGGAAAAUCGGAAAUGUUCAUGGUUGCCAAUCGAUCCGUAGGGAGAGGACUGUGUGCAUCUGCAGUCUUCAGUUCCUGGAUGUGGAUCAACGAAACAGUAUUGUGCGCGGCAAUGACAUAUAGAUACGGUCUUGCGGUGCCUCUGUGGUGGGGAUCUGGUCUCUGUUUCCAAAUUGCACUGAUGGCAGCACUCGGUGUUAUGGCCAAGAUUCGGGUACCUUAUGCUCAUACAUCGCUUGAAGUGGUUCGGAUGCGCUAUGGCAGGAUUGGACAUCUCGUGUUUAUUGUGCUCAACCUCGUCAACAACGUCUUCGGCUGCGCCUCGAUGAUUAUGACGGGCUCUCAGCUAAUUCAUGGUGUUUCUGGCAUGCACUAUGUAGCGGCAACUAUCCUCGUUCCCUCGGAGGUCCGUCUUAUUUCUAUUCUGAGAAUAUCUCAGGAACCAAGAGCUAACCUCCUUAUAGUUGUCCUCUAUACAGCCGUCGGUGGCCUGAAGGCCACAUUCCUGACGGACUUUUUGCACACUGCUAUUGCCCUUAUUCUCAUCAUCUAUUUUACGAUCGCUGUUUUGACAAACUCGUCAGUUGGUGGACUAAGUGGCUUGUAUGAUAAACUUAUUGCAACAGCUGCGGAUAAUUACAUCCCCGGAAACUAUGAAGGUUCACUCCUUACAUUCAAGUCCAAGGAUGCAAUUAUUUGGGGGUUGAUUCUAAAAUUUGGAAACCUGGCACUUGUCGUCAUGGAUACCGCAUUUUGGCAAAAGUCCUUUGCGACGGAGGUCAAGGCAACAGUGCCAGGAUAUAAUAUAGCUGCAUUGGCUGUUUUCGGUAUCCCCUGGGGUCUGGGCACAGUCAUCGGGUUGGCAACGAGGGCAAUUCACGAUACACCAAUCUUUCCCACCUACCCUAGCUUGCUUACCGCCACUGAAGUUAGCUCGGGCAUGGUGAUGCCAUACACCAUCAAAGCACUCAUCGGAGACAAAGGCAUCAUUGGCUUCUUUUUCCUUUUGUUCAUGGCUUUGACAAGUACCGUUUCCUCCUCAAUGAUUGCUGUCAGUAGCAUCUUGUCUUAUGACAUCUAUAAGACAUACCUCAAUCCAAAGGCUACCGACAAGCAAAUUGUGGGAGUGAGCCACUUGACUGUGGUGAUCCACGGUGUCUUUAUCACCGGCAUCUCCAUCGCUCUCAAUUAUGGAGGGGCAAACAUGACAUGGAUCGGGUACCUGAGACCCAUCAUCUCAUGCCCGGGAAUUAUCCCUAUGAUUCUAACUUUGUUCUGGUCUCGGCAGACUCGGAUAGCUGCAAUUAUCUCUCCAGUUCUUGGCUUCUUUACAGGUCUCGCUGUCUGGUUGGCAACAACCGAGUAUAUGUAUGGCACUAUCAACAUCACGACCACUACAAAUCCUUAUCCGGCACUAUAUGCUGCCAUCGCUUCCUUCUUUACGCCGGCCCUCUAUUCCGUUGUACUGUCACUCUACAAACCUUAUAAGUUCGACUGGAGGGUGUUCCUUCGAAUUGAACUGGCAGAUCAAGCAAAAAUCCAGCCAACCCCCUCAGAUACUAGCACAUUGAACGAAAUCAGCGAGGAAGACCCCGCAAGUGAUUCGAAGGGUGUAGCUGAGUCUGUCAAACCAUUUGUUGAUAGUCAACCAGAAAGCAUCAACAACGACCCAGAGCAGAUUGACGACAAGAACGAAAAGAACGAUACGAAGCCGGCUUCGUCCCCAUCUUCCGUGGAAAUCAACCUCGACGAUAUUGAGCACCCAUUUGACGACGCAACAUUGAAAGAGCUGUACAGAUGGCUCAAAAUUGCUUGGUAUAUGUUCGGGGCUAUCGUGCUGGUCACGUUCGUUGCUUGGCCUCUUCCCCUAUAUCGCGACUACAUAUUCACGAAGUCAUUCUUCGGUGGUUGGGUAGUUGUUGGCAUCAUUUGGCAGUUCGCUGCUUUUGGGGCGGUUGUGAUUUUCCCACUUUAUGAUGGACGGCGGGAUAUUGCGAUCGGUGCGAGGGGUAUCUGGAAGUCUUCCAAAGAGUACAUAGACAGGGCCAAGAGGAGUUAG